This is a messenger RNA of Danio aesculapii, 4061 nucleotides long. RefSeq names its product collagen alpha-1(XXI) chain. The record is from RefSeq and is a predicted model, not a curated record. Bases 179 to 3052 code for a protein of 957 amino acids. The transcript has 30 exons. NCBI's taxonomy places the organism in Eukaryota, Metazoa, Chordata, Actinopteri, Cypriniformes, Danionidae.
GUUCACGUAUAAGGAGCGCUGAGUGACCGGAACUAUGGCUCCUCCGCUGGAGACAGUGAUGUAAUGCUUCAUCUUCAUCUCCAGCUCAAGACAUUAAUCUUCCUGGAGGCUUUUUUAAACGAGCAGCAGGGCUCUGAGGAUUGGUGUUGAAUGUGAACGGCUGGAGCUUCAGUUGGGAAUGUCGUGGGUUUGGAAGUGUUUCCCGGCACUGAUUGUCCUGGUGUUUUCACACGCAGCCGAGGACGAUGAUGUUCGAGCAGGCUGCAGCACUGCAGUUAAUGAUCUGGUCUACAUCAUGGACGGCUCCUGGAGCGUCGGCGACGUGGACUUCGAAACCGCCAAACGCUGGCUAAUCAACGUCACCAGCGGCUUCGAUGUGAGCUCGCACUAUUCUCAAGUGGGCGUCAUUCAAUACAGCGACACCCCCAGACUGGAGAUCCCCCUGGGUCAACACAAAACAACCCAACACCUGAUUGAAGCCAUCGAGAGGAUCAGCUAUUUAGGAGGAAACACACAAACCGGACGCGCUAUUAAGUUCGCCGUGGACCACGUUUUCACAUCUUCACGCAGAAACGACGUGAAGAACCGCAUCGCUGUGGUGGUGACGGAUGGAAAGUCUCAGGAUGAUGUUACAGAUGCGAGUUUGGAUGCCCGAGCACAUGGGAUUACGGUGUUCGCGGUGGGCGUGGGCUCAGAAAUCACCAAUUCUGAACUGGUGACCAUCGCCAACACACCAGCGGGAGAUUACGUGCUUUACGCUGAAGAUUACACCAACAUCGAGCGGAUUCGAGAUGCCAUGGAGCAGAAGCUGUGCGAGGAAUCUGUGUGUCCAACACGCAUCCCUGUGGCGUCCCGGGAUGAGAAAGGUUUCGAGCUGAUUCUGGGCAUGAAAAUCCAUCAGAAAGCCAAGAAGAUCCAGGGCUCACUGGUGUCGGAGGCGGCGUAUCUCCUGGACAAGACCACCGACAUCACUGAAAACACAAGGGAUAUCUUUCCUGAAGGUCUUCCUCCGUCGUAUGUGUUUGUGUCGACGCUGCGUCUGAAAGGCUCUUCCAGUACGGAGAGUUUUGACCUGUGGAGGGUGAAGUCUAGAGAUGGACAGAUCCAGGCGGCCGUCACGCUCAGCGGACUGCAGAAAUACAUCAGCUUCACCACCACCAACACCUUUAAUCAGGAGCAGACCGUCGUUUUUGAUGCGCCAGGCGUUGAGGCUGUGUUUGAUGGUAGCUGGCACCAGCUGAAGGUUCUGGUGAAGCCCAGACAGGUGAUCUGUUACCUGGAUGACCAGGAGAUCCAGGAUGAGCCUCUGGAUCCAGUCGUGCCCAUAUUCAUCAAUGGGAAAACACAGAUCUCCAAACGCUCUGGAUCUGAUGCUUCAGUUCCUACGGAGAUUCAGAAACUGAGGCUUUACUGUGACCCACAACAAAGCGAGCGAGAGACGGCGUGUGAAAUCUACUCUGUGGAUGAUGAACGGUGUCCUCUAGACCGCGAGCCCACCUUUGAAGAAGAAUGUGAUUGUGAUGAAACCCAGCCGGGACCUCCAGGACCCCCGGGACCUCCAGGAGCACGGGGUUUUCGAGGAGAGAAAGGAAGGGAAGGACCCCCGGGCCCAGAUGGUAAGCCUGGACCCCCGGGGUUGAGAGGAGAGCCAGGUUAUACAGGUCUACCAGGGCCGAAGGGUGACGUGGGUUUAUUGGGUCCGAGAGGCGAUCCAGGACUGCAGGGUUUCAAAGGCGAGCAGGGAGAUCAAGGGUUGCCGGGGAGACCAGGACCGCCGGGGCCGAUGGGAGCAUCAAAGCCAAGCAUUGGUAUAGCCGGAUUACCAGGAGAAAAGGGAGCGCAGGGGGGGAAAGGAGAACAAGGACCCCCUGGAGAGCCUGGUUUAAUGGGGGUCCCGGGCAUCCCAGGGAAUGAAGGAUCUCCAGGACCUGCUGGAGCACAGGGAGAGAAAGGAGAAGAUGGACCCCCCGGUGCUGAUGGACCUCAGGGGCCUCCAGGCAUUCGUGGACUUCCAGGUGAAGCAGGAGCGACCGGAGAACCGGGUGUACGAGGAGCUCCUGGACCGAAAGGCUCUCCGGGACCCAGAGGAGCUCAGGGGGCGCAGGGGCCUUCAGGGACCCCUGGAGCAGACGGAGCCCGUGGCCCCAAGGGCAGUGCAGGAGAGACGGGAGGCGCAGGUGCUCCUGGAGCUGCGGGUCAAAAGGGCCAGCAGGGAGAGUCGGGAUUCCCAGGAGCUCAGGGAGCCACAGGCCUUCCUGGAUUUAAAGGACACAAGGGUGAAAGAGGAGAGUCGGGACCCAGAGGCGCUCAGGGGGAGAAGGGCACUAAAGGUUUCCCUGGAUUGCCGGGAUUUACAGGUGAAUCGGGACCCAGAGGCAUCAAAGGAGAGAGAGGCUCAGCUGGUGACCCUGGAGUCAAGGGUCCGGAUGGGCAGAAGGGAGACAUGGGACACAUCGGUGUGCUCGGACCGCGUGGAUUCCCGGGUCAGGAUGGUUUACCAGGACAACCAGGCAAUCCAGGCUUUCCAGGAAAACCUGGGAAGCCUCCGUCAGACGAGUACUUCAUAAAACUCUGCAGGGACGUUCUGAGAAACCAGCUUCCACAGCUCCUGCAGACCAUGAGCUCUCAGCGCUGUGAACCCUGCGAGACCAUUAAAGGACCCCCGGGACACCCUGGAGCUCCAGGUCCUAAAGGCUCCAUUGGGUCUCCUGGGUAUCCCGGCAGACAUGGCGCUCAGGGCUACCCCGGGCCUCCAGGAGUGCAGGGGCCACCAGGAGACAAAGGGGACACAGGCAUACAGGGAUUCAAGGGCAAAAAAGGAGAGAGCAGACCAGGAUACCCAGGACCUCCUGGAGACACGGGGAUCCAGGGUCCUCGCGGCAGUGAUGGCAUUGGUUUUCCGGGUCCUCCGGGAGUACCGGGUAAAUCUGGGUCUCCGGGCAUCCCAGGAAAGCAGGGUCCUCCAGGGCAGGCCGGUGUGUGUGACAUGUCCAUCUGCUACCAAUCCUAUAACCUCAGGGAGGAACGCUACAGUAAAGGGCCAGAUUUCUAACACACACACAAAGACAUGGGCUCAGUGUUUGGACUGCCAGAAGCCCGAUAGAAAAUCCAGAAGAAUUCUUUGACAUGAUUUGGACAUUGUCUGAGCAUUGCUAUAGUACAAUGGAACAUCAGUGGCUCUACUGAGAUAGAAAACAGCCACUGGAUUGACAGUUGAAGACCUGCGUUUCAAUGCAUUUACACUAUUAAUGCUACAAUUACGUGCAUAUGUGGAAUAAGACUGCAGAUGGAUAGUCAUGAGCAAAGUAAUUUACUUUUAUAUUUAUCUACAUUAUAUUUGUCUCCACAAAACUACUUUUGCUCCAUCAUACUGGAUGCAAUAAUAAUGCAUUUGUUAGGUUCUAAUGAUAAUUAAGAACACGUGUCUCUAUUUCUUGAGGGAUAUGCAUCGAGAUUAAAGGGGAGAGCUUUCUGUUUAUGUUUGUGUUGGACAAAAUAUCUUUACAUUUAAUUUCUGUAGUACUUAUCUUGAAGUGUUUUAAUGUUUUUAAGAUGCAAUAGCCAUCAUCAUCAUUGAAUUAUUAACUACCUUAAAUAACUGGCUUUGUUAAUAAUGUUUAUUUCAUAUUAUUUCCAUAUUAGCAUAACUACUCUGUUAUUUAAACGUCUUUACCCCAUUUUGUGUUAUCCCAAUAAUGAAAGAAACAAGUUUAUAUCAAAACUACACUAUUUAUUCCAUGUUGUAUGUGUUCAGGAGCUAUUUUCUCGUUUGGAAAAUGAAAUAUGACAGAUGUAAUUAUUAUGAAUCCACGUAAAUUGGUUAUUCCAUUUUAUUUUCAGUGAUAUGUUUCAUUGCUUUAUGAAUAAAUAACAGUAUUACAAAAUCUGAAAUAGUUAAUAAUAUUAUAACAUGUCGUUUAAUUCAGUCACUAAGUGAUUUGAAACACCAGAGUAUAAUAUUAUUUUCUGUGUUGAUUCUGGGAACUUCAUGAUUGCUGUAAGUCUAAUUUAUCUUUUAUUUUCUAAGAAUAACUUGACCUAAUAAAGCCUUGCUGGUUUCA